AUGUCAGAUUCCUUCUUUUCUCAUUCUCCUAUUUCUUCGUCCGUGCCCGUUACAUUCUUCGGACCAAGAAGAUUAUCCGAGAUCAGGAAUGACGCUUUAGGUAAGAGAAAAAGGAACCAGAAAGGCAGACAGGUGAUCCUUUACGAACCCGACAGAGAACUGCCACCUCGGAAACGUCGUCGGGUUCAGCCACCUGAGGAUUGCCACUGCAAUUGGCAUCCAUAUUCGGCAUCAUCCUCCGUCCGACCACCGGCAGCUCAACCGUGGCAUCAGAACGACCGUUUCGUGCGCCACCUCCCAACGGCUGAACUCGCCGCUCUUGUUGACCCACCUUCUCCUGAAACAAUCCCAAGCCUGCACCACCGCCUCCUCUUCACCAACCUAAACAAUCCUAUCCAUCCCCUCUUCCGGGCCCUUACAGGUCUAGCCAUUACUCUUCCCUAUCUUGCAACCUCUCUUCGCCUCGCAACAAAAUUCCUCAUCUCCCCUCAUACCUUACCAUUCUUCCAUACCCUUAUCACGACCCCUCUAACUCUCUUGCAGGCAGAAUCCUACAUCUUCAACGCACCCGUAACAUGGCUUUCAGAAUCCUCAUUUGCCGGUCCGCCAGGAACAGGCUUGCCACCAGCGGAGUACCAAUUGACGAUGGAGACUUUAGUGACGCUAACAGAUCACAUCAGUAUCCAGAUCAGUCCGGAUCCACGACUGGCAACCAGGUGGGCGUAUACAGAACGGCACACCCCGCCACAACACCGCACGUCGGGACAAACGGCAGGGGACUUGAGACAAUCCAGCAGUAGGAACGCAGACACGAUUUGGAACAGAGCUCCUUCCCACCCCCGCGCACCUCCACCCACCACAUCCACAAGCACAUCCACAACCACAUCCACAACCACAUCCACAACCACAUCCACAACCACAUCCACAACCACAUCCACAACCACAUCCACAACCACAUCCACAUCCACACAACCACAUCCACAACCACAUCCACAACCACAUCCACAACCACAUCCACAACCACAUCCACAACCACAUCCACAACCACAUCCACAACCACAUCCACAACCACAUCCACAACCACAUCCACAACCACAUCCACAACCACAUCCACAACCACAUCCACAACCACAUCCACAACCACAAGCCUUCACUUCCCCUUCCUCCAACAGCAACAGGAAUCACAAUGCCACUUGCAAUUCGAAAGACACUGAUAAAAAGCAGCAACACCUCCGCGCCCUCAAUUUCCGCGGCACGCACGCGCUCAUCAACAUCUCCCCACUCUUCCUCCGCAUGACGCAUCCGCAUUUCACCCAUUCACCCCGACCACAGCCAGAAUCGCAAACCAGCACGCGAGGACCAGGCAAAGAAGGUAAGCAAGAGACGACGACGACGACGACAAGAUGCGAAGAAAUAAGCGACGCGCAGAGGGAACGCGCCAUCUUCUUCCUCGCCGUCACGCUCGUGCACGAACUCGCCCACGCCGUCUUCAUGACCCGAUUCCCCGUCCUCUCCCAGAGUAACACGCAGACCGCCUCGACGACCGGGCCCGGUCACGCAGGAGAGGACGAUGCGGCGGCGGCGGGCCACGCGUGGGAAACCGGCGUCUUCGCUGGUGGGAAGAUCUUGGCACUGGCUCAGGAUGAUUGGUUCGGUCUGGGGCUGGGGUGGAUGAGGUGGCCGGGGGCGGAUUCUUUCUUUGUGCGCGAUCGGCGGGGGGGCGUGAGGGCUUUCUGUCGGCUGGGAACGCGAGGGAGAAGAGGUGGUGGUGAUGCUUCGGAGAGGGGGAGAGGGAGAGGGAGAGCGAGGGCCAGAAGUAGCAGGAACGAAGAGAAGAUUCUCGGCCCACUCAAGUACGAGACGGUCUACCCGCUCGAUUGGAGAUAUAUACGCCGUUUUUUUCUCGGGGAGUUUUGGGAUGGUGUUGUGCAUGGCACCAACGCAGCUUCUGGCGAUGAUGUGGCCAUGGAUAUAGAUGCGAUAGGUAGAGGUCCGGGUGUGGGUGUGGGUAUGGGUGUGCAAGCCUUCACUCCACCAAAGACGCUGGGUUCCCGGGUCAGGAAUUACGACUGGAUCGGCCAUCGCUACUCACGCCCUGCUGGCCGCACUGAUAACGACACCGGCACGGAGCCCGAGGACGGUGAGGAUGACGGCUACAGCAGCACCUGCAGCAGCCUUACCCGCGGCCAUGAUGUCCAUGGCGUAGUGAGGGAGGGGCAGGUUUGGAUCGCUAGCGAUGACGAUGACGAUGAGGACGAGGACGAGGACGAGGAUGAAUACUGA
This is a messenger RNA of Endocarpon pusillum Z07020, 2283 nucleotides long. RefSeq lists its product as uncharacterized. The coding region runs from base 1 to 2283 and encodes 760 amino acids. The record is from RefSeq and is a predicted model, not a curated record. The transcript has 2 exons. Lineage: Eukaryota; Fungi; Ascomycota; Eurotiomycetes; Verrucariales; Verrucariaceae.